Molecule: messenger RNA, 567 nt
Organism: Camarhynchus parvulus
Lineage: Eukaryota; Metazoa; Chordata; Aves; Passeriformes; Thraupidae
Gene: CRYGS
Product: crystallin gamma S
Exons: 3
Coding region: 1-567 (188 amino acids)
Biological process (GO): visual perception; lens development in camera-type eye
Molecular function (GO): structural constituent of eye lens
Source: RefSeq, a predicted model, not a curated record
AUGGGGAAAGUCACCUUCUAUGAAGACAAGAACUUCCUGGGCCGUUACUAUGAGUGCGACAGCGACUGCCCCGAUUUCCACACCUACCUGAGCCGCUGCAACUCCAUCCGUGUGGAUGGAGGCACCUGGGUGGCCUACGAGAGGCCCAACUAUGCUGGGAACAUGUACGUGCUGACCCACGGGGAGUACCCUGACUACCACCACUGGAUGGGCCUCAACGACCGCCUGGGCUCCUGCAAGUACAUCCAGAUCGUAGGUGUCCCCCCUUGCCAGGGCAUGCUGCCAUUUAUCCCAUCCUGGGAGGGCCGAGGCCACAUCCAGGUGUUUGAGAAGGGAGAUUUUGGCGGGCAGAUGUUCGAAGCCACCGAAGACUGCCCCUCCAUCAUGGAGGAGUGGCACAUGCGUGAGGUGCACGCCUGCAGGGUGCUGGAGGGCGUCUGGGUGUUCUACGAGCACCCCAACUACCGGGGCCGGCAGUACGUGCUGCCCAAGGGGGAGUACCGCAAGCCCGUGGAGUGGGGCGCGGCCAGCCCCGCCGUCCAGUCCUUCCGCAGCAUCUCCGAGUGA